GCCGCUGGGGGUUGUUGUCUGCAGUAUCCUGGUGCCUUGACUCUUCACAGCGCUCCUGUCCUUUUGGUCUCCUCCCUUUUCCCGCCCUCACCUCCUCUCUUGGCUUUUUCAGCCAGCAUUGCGCUUUGUGUCCCUCGUUGUUGAAACGGAAUCAAGGAAAUACCGGACACAAUCACUGCCAGCUCUAGCCUGAAAAACGCAGCCCCAGGAGAUCUGCGCACUGCAGUUUCCGGCUGGGACAUCCAUCGCGCGUGCAAGGGGCACAGACAGUUCUGAGCGCACGUACUAGAUCGCGGCUCAUAAGCCGGGUCAGUCCAUCCUCGGGCCUCUGCAGAUCGAAUUCCGCUCGGCAGUCUCGGCCCUGGGAACGUAUUCAAGCAUCACCGAGGCAAGAUGCCGGCCCACAUGCUGCAGCUCUCCAGCUCCUACACCACCACCACCACCAUCAGAGCGCCUCCCAAGGGGAGCCCGCAGAAUGAAGGAGAGAAGUUGGAGAACCACCCUCUCUACUCCGAAGAAGACAUCCGCCCUGAAAUGAAAGAUGACAUAUAUGACCCCAGCUACCAGGAUGCAGAGGGCCCCAGGCCCAAGUUUGAAUUUGUCUGGAGAAACAUCAUCCUCAUGUGUCUGCUGCACCUGGGAGCCCUGUAUGGGAUCAUUCUGGUUCCCACCUGCAAGUUCUACACUUGGCUCUGGGCCUAUGUGUACUAUUUAAUCAGUGGCCUGGGCAUCACAGCAGGAGCUCAUCGCCUGUGGAGCCACCGAACUUACAAAGCGCGGCUGCCCCUGCGGCUCUUCCUGAUCAUUGCCAACACCAUGGCGUUCCAGAAUGAUGUUUAUGAAUGGGCCCGAGAUCACCGCGCCCACCACAAGUUCUCAGAAACAGAUGCUGACCCUCACAACUCCCGCCGCGGCUUCUUCUUCUCUCACGUGGGUUGGCUGCUGGUGCGCAAACACCCAGCUGUCAAAGAGAAGGGGGCGACGCUGAACCUAUCUGACCUAAAAGCUGAGAAGCUGGUGAUGUUCCAGAGGAGGUACUACAAGCCCGCUGUCCUGUUGAUAUGCUUCAUCCUGCCCACACUGGUGCCCUGGUUCUAUUGGGGUGAAACUUUUCUAAACAGCUUGUGUGUUGCCACUUUCCUGCGAUAUGCUGUAGUGCUCAAUGCCACCUGGCUGGUGAACAGUGCUGCCCACCUGUAUGGAUACCGCCCCUAUGACAAGAACAUUAACUCUAGGGAGAAUAUUCUGGUUUCCCUGGGAGCUGUGGGUGAGGGUUUCCACAACUACCACCACACCUUCCCCUAUGACUACUCUGCCAGUGAGUACCGCUGGCACAUCAACUUUACCACGUUCUUCAUCGACUGCAUGGCUGUCCUCGGCCUGGCUUAUGACAGGAAGAAAGUAUCCAAGACCGCCGUCCUGGCCAGGAUUAAGAGAACUGGAGAUGGAAGCCACAAGAGUGCCUGAGUUUGGGGUUGUCCAGGUUCCCUUUCUAAAGCCAUCUGGGCAGAGGUUUAAUGUUCUGUUUAUUAACUACUGAGUAAUGCUUCCCAGAUGCUAAAGACGAUGACCUUAACCCACUCUAGUACAGUAUUCUUGUAAAUGCGCAAGUAUUGAAAGGCAACAAGUCCCCUCUUUGAAGCUAGGCUGAUUUUUUUUUUUCUCUUCUAUUCCCAUUAUCCUUUGCCUUGCUUGGUUCCUAUCACCUUCCUUUCUCUAAUCCCUCAUUGCCUCCCAGGCAAGCAUCUGAUCAGCCAUAAGUUAGUGUCCAUUGUAAAAACCCAACAGUCUUUUCUAGAGUCUAAAAGUAAAGAUCUUUGCCACAGUUAACUCUCUUUUCUUGAUCUCUCCUGAGCUUCCAGAUUGGUGGCUCUAGCUAGAUAUGCAACAAAAUCUUCUCAAAAGUGCCCAUUUACUGUCAUCCCACGCUUUGCCAGAUGGAAGGUGAAAAUAACUUUGUCACAGAGUUUGCAAAUCAGGUCAUUCAUCAGGGGAGAGUGAGCAUGCAGGGUAUGAUUUGUAAGUAAGGAUGUGGUUGAGGUGGGAAAGCUUUUUGUAGUCAGACCCAGCUGCCUACUUAGCAGAGACCUAGAGUCUCUCUACUGCGUCCUUUCUCUCCUGAUUGGUAGAGUAGCCAUGAAGGUUGGCAAUUAAAUUACCGCAGCACAUCUCAAUGUCUCAAUAUAGUUUAGACUGAGGAUAAAUGGGAAGCAUUUCAUCCUUAGAAAACGUGGUCUCUGCUGGGGAAGGACGUUUCCCCCUCUAUAACAAGGACAUUUUCUUAUUUCAUACACAAACAAGUUGUCAGGUUAACCAUGUCCAGAAGUGAUGGAUACAGCAACAGUUAAUAGAAUUUUGAGGAUUCUCAUUCAACUUCUUUCAUCUUCUGCUGUGCUAUCUUCAGGAUUUUGGUCACUGCCCUUGUAAUGAUAGGAUGGCUGUGGCAUUUCCAAACAUCCAACAAUGGAAAGAUUUUAGCAGGUGAACUUGGGUCAAAGUUAAACGUGUAUAGACAUAAUUUGUAUUGCAGCAUGAAAAUAUUCACUGGGAGUAUUUCAUUCUGAAAAAGAAAUACUAAAGUAGCUUGAAGGACAAGAGAACCUAUUGUUUAACCAUUCCUCCCGCUGCUGGGCAGGAGAUGGACAGUUUGAGGGGCAGGGUCUCUAGGCAGCUCCUGAAAGAUUACUUUCCAAAGGAAGAACUCUGACAGCACAUUGUCAGAGGGUUCAGAAGCUGCUGAGUGAUUUGUUGGGUGUUCUAGUGAACUAAGUUAAAUAGUAGGUUCAUUCAUUACAGUUUUUCCUUACAUAGAAUAAAACCUAGGUUUCCUUCCCUGUUAUUGUGCCCCUUCAUGCAUUCCUUUUUCUGUGACCAUCCAGACAACACUGGCAGGACUGCCUGUGGCAGGGUUUGGGUAUGAUGAUCUUUUAUCCAUCUUGUUUCCUGGCUCUACUCCAUCUGUCAUUUUUACUGGUUCUCUUAUACUUCCUUUUUUCAUUAAAGACACAGCCUCCUAUGUGUCUUCAGGGCAGUGAGGACUUCCUAUCCAGGCAACACCCUAUUCUGCAGACACAUUGCUCAUGGGCACUGAACUGAAGUGGCCUCCAGAUCCUCUUCACCUCCACCCUAUGUGCCUCUGCCACACUGAUAACUUAAGAAAACCCUCUCAAAACUUUCCUGGCUCACACAGGCUCACUUUCCAAAAAGCUAAGCCAAAUGCCCAUGUUGUGCCAGUGAGCUGACCAUGGAGGAAAGCAGAGUUUGUUGAAAAUCUCCUUCCUAGGACAUAAGAGAGCAUGCUCAGUGUGAUUCUUACAGGAAGAGGAGGACACCUGGUUCUCACUUUGAAAGGAGGCCCCUACCAGGAGCCAGAGUCUGCUGCAAAGCUUUGGCUUAAAUGUGGGAUCUGAGAUGGCAUGAAUUUUGCUGAAAAGAGUGUGUGUUUAGCAAACUUAACCGACAUCCCCUACCACACAGCCAGGCAAACAAUAGGAUAGAAGUCUGUGGGGGGAGAAACAGAAUGUCAAUAGUUUAAAGACUAUGGGCCUUUCCUGCCCUGUACCUCCGUCAUCAAUGUGGAAGCCUGGCUUUGCUCUUACCAGGAUUAACAGUGUACAAUGCCAAAUGCUUUGUCCAUUGUUGAGGCCUGAUGUUGGGAGGAAGCAGGAACUUUCUUCCUGUGUUAAUUGAGUUGAGGCUAAAGGGACCAGCCUGCACUAAGGCAGCCUUGCUUUGAACUGUUCAUUAAAGCAGAAAAGAAUCUUAUGGAAGAUCAUAUAGAUCAUAUCUGCUGACUUGUGUGCCUACCCACAAAUAUGUCUCUUGGGUUGUUUCUUCUCUGCAGGUCAUCAGGUAGAUAUAACCCUCAAUUUUUUCUCAUUAUCUUUUAAUUCUGUCCCACGAAUCUGAUCUAUUCCAUGUCCCUACAAAAGUGAGGAUGGAGACCUUGGACUGAGGGUGCAGGAUAUGUGUGUGGGGGGUAGUGGUAGAUUGACUCAAUAAAGAACACUUUUCAAGAUUCUAAAGCUCAAUGACACAUUAAAAGAAACUCUGAUCAAGAGUGAAUUUGUAAAGGUUAAUGCUGACAAUUUAUUCAGGUGCCUUACCUCUUUUCUAAUCCAUGUUACACGUGAGCCUCCCUUGCUCCCUCUUGAGUCCCUUAACACCUGAGAGCCUGCAGCAGUGCAGAUGUAAAAACUGGCCCACUUGGAGGAUUAUCAAUACAUCGAUUUGAAGGAUUCCCUUCUGGGCUCCAUUUUGUAAACUUCUUAGGGCUGUUUUUAUUAAUCACGUUUGAUGGAGGGUAGAAAUAAUUUGAACAUUUUAUUUAUACCUUUAUUAAUUAAAAGGUUACAGUGUUUAAAAUGGAAGUUUUAACAGUCUGCAAUUUUUCCAAGUGUGUUCUCUGUAAAUGUAACAGAAGUGGGUUGAUGUGAAAAGAAAGCAAGGUAGCUAUGCUAUACUGGUUGUGAAGGUCAGGGCCUCCUACCAGUAUGCCACUGACCAUGUGACUCUAAAAGCAGACUUAUGCUGACAAUAAAGAAUCCACUCCCAAGAUAAGGACAUUAAUCCACGAGGGUAGAACACUCCUGACCUAAUCACCUCUUAAUGGUUCCACCUCAAUGCUGUUGCUUUGGAGAUGAAGUGUCCAUCCCAUGAAUUCAGACCACAGCACUGGACAAGUCAUUUAUAAUGUGCCUCAGUAUUCCUUCUCUUAAAAUGGGGUAAUAAAACUGACCUACCUCAAUGGACAGGUUUGAGGCAUGAGUAAUGCUUCUACUAAAGCAUUUUGGCAUAAGCAGAGGAAUUUUCAAAACCUGCAUGUUUUUAUUAUAGCAGUAUCCACCAUGGACUUGACGUGUACCAUGUUCUGGAUGAUUUUAGACUACAUCCUCCUCUUGAGAGAUUGAAUGAAUGCAGUUGAUAAAUGUUGGAUAAUUAGCCAGACAAAAUUUUGAGAAUGUGUACUCACUGCUAUGAAAAUAAAUGCAGGAUACCUUUUCCUUCCUUGGGUAAGAUUUUUCCUUAUGUGAAAUAGUAAUUAUUUGUAACCUAAGAAUUUUUUUUUGGAAUAAUUUUCAUUAAUAUCAAUUUUGAAGCUAGUUGUUUUGAUCUGAGGUUGUGUUUGUUCUAAUAAAAUUGAUGUGAAUCUGA
Ictidomys tridecemlineatus (thirteen-lined ground squirrel) is the source of this 5154-nucleotide messenger RNA. Its product is annotated as stearoyl-CoA desaturase. Gene Ontology annotation, biological process: unsaturated fatty acid biosynthetic process; monounsaturated fatty acid biosynthetic process; response to fatty acid. The record is from RefSeq and is a predicted model, not a curated record. Lineage: Eukaryota; Metazoa; Chordata; Mammalia; Rodentia; Sciuridae. Gene Ontology annotation, cellular component: endoplasmic reticulum membrane. Gene Ontology annotation, molecular function: palmitoyl-CoA 9-desaturase activity; iron ion binding; stearoyl-CoA 9-desaturase activity.